Staurois parvus is the source of this 421-nucleotide messenger RNA. The record is from the annotation of a GenBank genome assembly. NCBI's taxonomy places the organism in Eukaryota, Metazoa, Chordata, Amphibia, Anura, Ranidae.
CUGUCCCUCGGACACAGUGGAUCACUGAUCAAUGGAAAGAGCUGAAGAUGUCGGCUCGGUCAUGUUAAUAGCUGUGUCCAAUCACAACUGAUCGCAUGGGACAUAUACACUGAUCAUCAGAGCACUGAUGAUCAGUGUGCCCUGAUGAUCAAUGUAGUCCCAGCAGUGUCACCUGUCAGUGUCCAUCAAUGCCAGCUGUCAGUGCUCAUCAAUGCCACCUGCCAGUGCCCAUCAGUGCCUACCAGUGCACAUCAAUGCCACAUAUCAUUGCCCAUCUGAGCUACCUUUCAGUGCCACCUAUCAGUGCCAGUCAGUGCCACCUAUCAAUGCCAGUCAGUGCCACCUAUCAGUGCUGCCAAUCAGUGCCGCCUAUCAGUGCGUGUUAGUACCACCUAUCAGUGCCAGUCAGUGCCACCUAUCA